CACAAGUCGGCACACUUUCGACUUUGAAACAUCCAACACUCUCCACGAUACAACCAACUUCUCUUCCAUCGUUGGAACCUGUUGUUCACAGCCAACAGUCUUCUGGCCUUGCUUGUGGAAUCCAACGCAGACAACGCUCCAACGACAAACAUUACUACUUCUAGCACAACGCCUGCCUCUCAUAUAGCAGUAGCUGGCGUGGCCCAGUCUCAUUGUCACUCACCUCCAUCGUCACCACAACCGCCCAUCACUAUAUCACCCUCGCCAUGACACAAUAUCCCAUCGCAAAUCCGGGCCCCGGCCGCCCACGCAAAGCAGGAGGGUCGUGGACCGCACAAGAGAACUCGAGACUCGUCUGGCUCAUCAAGCGGUAUCCCAACCAGAGCCAGCUCCACUGGGUCGAGAUCGCCCGCGAACACGGCACCCGAGAUGCAAAGCAGUGCCGCGAGCGGUGGGACAACCACCUCAAGCCCGGCCUGAACAGGGACAAGAUCACCCCCGAGGAAGGUGAAGAGAUCAUGCGGUGGGUUGCCCUGAAUGGCAACAAAUGGGCCCCUCUGGGCCGCCACUUGGGCCGCCCCGAGAACAUGGUCAAGAACUACUAUUACCAGGAGAGCAAGAAGUCCGAGCGCGAGCGCCUCAAGAAGGAGCGUCAAGAGGACCGCCGCCGCGACUCCCACUCCAGCGCCCUUCCGGCGUCGGUCCCCAUGUCGCGGGAUAACUCAGGCAACGCCGCAUACCCGUACGGACGACGCCCGCAGUCCCUGUCGCCAGUGUACACACCAGCCAACUACAACAGCUACCGGACCGCAACAGCCCCGGCGUACCAGCUAGACCAGCAGAUGUACCUGCUGUCAAACCAGACUCACUAUCACCACUACCAAUCGCGACGCACCAGUGUGGCGUCCAACGCAACCAACCCUCCCUCUCUGGCCUCAGACCACGGCUCUCCCGCAGAGUCACCCCGUGCCGGGGCAGAGCUGCCAUACCCCCCGGGACAGUUCUCGCUCCCGUCAGCGUCAGCCUUCCCACCACAGCCCGUGGAGACGGCACUGCCCUCCCCCCACGAGCUCGUCGAGGGCGCGCCCGCACACAAGCGGUCGGAAUCCUGGGGCUCAACAUACUCUGCUCAUCACAGCCCCAACGUCCUGCCAAUCCCCACCGGGUUCACGGACGCCCAGAGGCUGCACUCCAUGCAAUCGGCCCAGGACGCCAGGCCUUUUCCCGUCGACAACAUGCGGUUAGCCCGGCCUUCUUGCGACCACAGAUGGUCAGCACCCCGGCCGUCGGCCCCAGAGAGGCCCCAGCAAGCGCUCUCAAUCCCAUACAGGCCCCAGCAAGCGCCCUCAACCCCCAAGAAGUCCUCGGAUCCCCGCCUGUCUAUCUCGAAUCUGCUCUCUUGAAGAAGAAUCACAAGGGAGACUCAGGCUCACACAAUCUCCUAUUCUACCCCACCGCUCAACUAGUCGGUUUUCUCUGAGAGACCUGAGAUCUUUUUGCUAUUAUUGUGUGUCUGGUCAAGAUUGUGGACCAGUGAUGAGUACGAUUAGUCUUUUGGGUAUUGAUAUUACUGUUGUUUGGCGUUACUAAAGACGGGGCCCCUUCCAGGGGCUGUCAGCGGCGUACCGGUCUACCUGCAGGAGAAUCAAAUUUUGGGAUGGUUAUUACUGCAUAGCGUGGGAGUUCACGGUCUGGUGGGGAAAAAAAAAGGAAAUUCCAGGUCGGCGGCGACUUGAGGAGAGGGAAUUGGACCACCCUGUUAUUUUUUCCUUCCCGCUGUACACUCAUUACAGUGGGUUCACUCAACUUUGGGGGGAGAGAAAGAAGGAUAGGGGUCGGGUCAGGCCCCUUCAUGAUACCCGCCUGCCCUGAAUGAUGCCACUUUUGGAACGCCCCUGAGCGUGUGCCUCUUUUUUUGCGAGACAGGAAAAAAAAAGUCCAGCGCAACGGCCUUCACGGCUUCUUGCUACAGACUCUUAGCUCUAGCGGAACCUACCUAGUAUCUUGUUUAAUUCGUGAAUAAUACAACAUUCUAAUAGUC
Diaporthe batatas is the source of this 2041-nucleotide messenger RNA. RefSeq lists its product as uncharacterized. Gene Ontology annotation, biological process: mitotic cell cycle; positive regulation of transcription by RNA polymerase II. The transcript has a single exon. Gene Ontology annotation, cellular component: nucleus. Bases 267 to 1403 code for a protein of 378 amino acids. The record is from RefSeq and is a predicted model, not a curated record. Gene Ontology annotation, molecular function: DNA-binding transcription factor activity, RNA polymerase II-specific; RNA polymerase II cis-regulatory region sequence-specific DNA binding. NCBI's taxonomy places the organism in Eukaryota, Fungi, Ascomycota, Sordariomycetes, Diaporthales, Diaporthaceae.